Messenger RNA from Neoarius graeffei (lesser salmon catfish), 3850 nucleotides. It is a transcript of the gene wdr75, whose product is annotated as WD repeat domain 75. The transcript is spliced from 21 exons. The record is from RefSeq and is a predicted model, not a curated record. Gene Ontology annotation, molecular function: protein binding; RNA binding. Gene Ontology annotation, cellular component: nucleolus. Lineage: Eukaryota; Metazoa; Chordata; Actinopteri; Siluriformes; Ariidae. Gene Ontology annotation, biological process: positive regulation of rRNA processing; positive regulation of transcription by RNA polymerase I. The coding region runs from base 4 to 2505 and encodes 833 amino acids.
AAGAUGGUGGAGCAGAGAGAGAUCCGCGUGGUUCGCUCCGGCGGCAGUAAAAUCAGCUUCAGGUCGCCGAUCAUCACCACCGACUCCAGGUCAGGGUUCCUGCUGUGCGCCUCUGGAGACUCGGUGAAAGUUUUUAGCACCAGUACAGAGGAGUGUGUUCAUGUCCUGGAGGGUCACGCAGACCAGAUCAGUGGAGUUGCCUUAAACCCGGCCAACCACCUUCAGGUCUUCUCAUGUUCACUAGAUGGCACUGUGCGCCUGUGGGACUUCACUGAUGGAAUCCUCAUCAAGACAUUUGUGAUUAGAUAUCCAAUAUACUCCAUAUAUGUCUCGGAGAAACAUGCCGGAGUCAUUUUCAUCAUUCUUCCCAUGGCCUGUGAGAAAAGAACUGAAUGUUUCCAGUUGGUGGCUGUACAUCUGCCCAAGACUCUGGAGCAGGAAGUGGAGGUGACGGAGCUGUCUGCGGUUUUUUGUGAUAUUUCUCCUAAUCCCAGUUCUACAGCUUUCGGCCGUGAGGGUGAAUAUUUAGCCUCAGUUAGGGGUCUGCAGCUGCAUGUAUUUUUCUUCAGGAAGCAGAAAACAUUCAGAUUCUCUCUGAAGCCUACGGAUAAGAAAGGUGCCAGAAAUGCUUUCACCUGUGUGGCCUGUCACCCGAAAGACGACUGCAUCGCUACUGGACACGAAGACGGCAAAAUCCGCCUCUGGAGAAACUUCAAUCAGAAGAAAGAGUACACAUAUUCCACUCAACACUGGCACCAUGACACCGUUAACACCCUGUGUUUCACUCCGGAGGGUAUGCACCUACUGAGUGGAGGGGUGGAGUCUGUGCUCAUCCAGUGGCAUUGUUCCGAGGUCAAUAAGAAGGAUUUUCUUCCUCGUCUGGGUGGAGCCAUUGCUCACAUCUCCGUUUCUGCAGAUGGCCAGACAUACAGCACGAGUCACUUGGACAACAAGAUCACGAUCAUCCACUGCAGCUUCAAAGUAUCGGCAUUGAUUCAAGGCCUAGUCCAUGGAGAUGCCAUUCGCACAGAUCUGAUGAUUGACCCGCGCAGUAAAGCGCUGGUGCUGAAUGGAAAACCCGGCCAUCUUCAGUUUUACUCCCUACAGCGUGACAAGCAGCUUUAUAGUCUUGAUAUAGUGCAGCAGGAGUAUAUCUACGAGGCAGGUUUGGACCAAUUUGACGUGGUGAAGGCAGCGUUUGAUGUCCGUGGCUCGUGGUUGGCGACAGUAGAGGAGAGAGGCAGCAAAGACUCCAAUCUGGAGUUUUUUCUGAAACUCUGGGGCUAUGAUGAGUCGGCACAAAGCUUUGAACUGAACACCACCAUAACAGCUGCCCACAGUGAUGGGAUUACAGCCAUGUGCUUUAGUCCUGCCACAGAGACCACCAUGCUGGUGACCACUGCCAAAGAUGGCCAGUUUAAAGUCUGGCUGCUCAGUUCAGACUUGGACACACAGAAGGAAAGGUUUUCCUGGUCAUGUGACUUUGUGGGCAGCUACCACAGCCUGCGACCAACCAACUGCUGUUUCUCGGCUGAUGGCUCUCUGCUGGCCGUGAGCUUUGGGGAGGUGGUGACGGUGUGGACUGUGGACACCUGGGGGCUUUUGACCACAAUGUGCCAGCCGCCGGGGGCCAUCAGGGAUCUCUGCUUUGGGCGUCUGAGCUGCUCCAAAUACCUGCUUGGCACCACCACUAAAAAUCUGCUGUGCUGCUGGAACCUCCUCACCUGCUCACUGGAAUGGAGCACAUCGAUGGAUGUCUGUAUGCUGCGGUCAGACCCUCUGUCUGAAAACAUAGCUGCAUUUUGUCACCACUCUGGAAACACAGACUUGUUUGUUUUCAAACCCAGCGAGCCGAGGCCCCUGUUUACCCAGAAGGCCAUAUGCUCGGGAAAAGUUCAGCGCUCUGUGUUCACGCCAAGAGAUGAGCCACUGGAUAGCUGUGACGAGAGGACACAAUGGCUCAACAGAUCUCGCCUCUACUUCCUCACCGAGAACAUGGACUUACUGACCUUCAGCACCAGAACAGAGGACGAGCGAAUACUGAACUCGAGGAGACAGCUGCUGGUUGAUGACAGUGUGGCAGUUACGCCAUUUUACCUGCUGCUGGGGAAACACAACCCGGAACAGGAGACGAAAGACUCUGCUUCCAGUCAGGCCUCUGACAGAGUGCAGCUUCCUCAGGGAUCAACCGCCGUUAAAGAGUUGCUGCACACUCCAGCUCAUGUGCUUCCUGCAGCCUCUGUUCUGUGCUCAAUGUUCGUCAAAUCUCUGCUCAUCUCCAACGAGAGCAGAAAAGAGAAGGAGCCCCUCGAACAGGUAGUCGAAAGUGAGGAGGAGGAAGAUGAUUCAGAGGAGGAAAUGGAAACAAGCAAACAUCAACAGGAAAUUCGAUCUCUGGGCUCUGUCCUGGAGCCGUCUAGUCAGCUCUCCAAAGAAGAGGAAAGGAAACUGAGGAGUGUGAGAAGAAUGGACUUUAGCUGGGUUUCGAGCUAUGUCAACUCUUAGCUGAACACGUGCGCGCACACACAUCAAUCUACUAUAGUUCUAAUGAUAAUAAUUAAAAACGUUGCACAGAUAUUGUUUGGCAUAUCUAAAAUAUUUGUGCCACUGAUUUGAAUUCUGUAAAUAGGUUUUAUUUUGAAAUUAUGAAUCUAGUUUAACUUUAGACAGACAGUACUGAUGAUACCAUCCCAUCUCGUGGUUCUCUCCAGAGCUCGCUUUCUGUCUGUAUGAAGUUUUACAUGUUCUCCAUGUUCAUCUCCAGGUUCUCCAGUUUCCUCCCAUAAAUCCUGAAUUCACCUUGAAAUCAAAUUUUAAAACUAAUCAGAUGUACAAAAUUUGCUGCCGCAACAGUUGAAAUUCGCUUGGUGCUGUUUGAGCCAGUCAUCAUACAAGUAAUGUAAUGCACUCAAUUUGAAAUGCAUCAUGCCAACAUAAAUUUGAAUUUUGUCCCUGUAAUUAUUUUUAAAUUUACUUUAUUGAUAUUUGCCAAUUCAAAAACUAUGCACAAUUUUAAAAUAAAGCAUAAUCAGAUUAAGAUUUUAAAAUAUAAAUCCAAAAGGCACAAAGAUCAUCUGUAAAUUAUGGCAGUAACAUGUUGUACAUGUGCUUACCAUGAACUCUGAGAGCAAAUGUGGAUUUGAGGCUGGGUGAAAUCUGCAGCUGUUUUAUUGGCUGUUCUGGAGCCAGUUUUAUCCGUUUAACUAUUACCUUAAAAAUAUAAAGGAACAAAGGGGUGCAUUGUACAAAAUGUGGUCUAUAUUCAUUAUGUGAAUUGCAUCAAUGUUUUUGCUAAGAAGCUAAGAUUUUGAAGUUGUACCUCUCUCUGUCUCUUGUGUUUUCAGAAUUAGCCAUGUUUGAAACAAACACAUUUGUAUUGACUGUAAUUUAUGAAGUUUUUUUUUUUUUUUUUUUUGGGACCAAAAAUGUUUGCUUGGUUCUUUCUAAAUCCAGUCGUGUUUUCGACUUAUUGUUUGGAGUAAAGCAAAAAAAAAAAGAAGUGGUGGUGCAACAUUUUUCACCAUUUCACUUUCUUAGCUGAGGUGACUGAGUUUAAGGUCCUUGGACCAAAAACAAAAAAAGAGAAAAGCUGAGUCACUUCUCUAUCUUGCGUGAUCAUGCAACUUUUUAUGUGAGUGAUGGAAUUAUGGCUCCUUUCAGUGAGUCAUAUAAUUUGACCCAGCUUGCUGAUAAGAAUCAACUUUUUUUUUUAGAUCCUUGCUUUUUAAAAAAUAUAUAUAUAUAAACAGGCAAAAAGCUUACAACAGUAUGACUUUUGACUGAUGAUGUUUCUUUAAAUGUGUGAUAUUUUGUCAUUAAAUUGUUAACCGGUUGUUCGAGUACAAAAUAA